Molecule: messenger RNA, 260 nt
Organism: Didymodactylos carnosus
Lineage: Eukaryota; Metazoa; Rotifera; Eurotatoria; Philodinida; Philodinidae
Source: the annotation of a GenBank genome assembly
AUGAAUGACGAACAGCUACCAAUGAUUGUUGAUCGAAUGCAGAUAACAGAUGGUAAAACGGGUGAAGAAAGUUACUGGCCUAAUGAAGAAAACAUGACAGCUGACGUGGCAGAUAACGAGCAAGAAAUACCAAUUGAUGAUGAAACAGACGACGCCGCGGUAUUCUCAAUGUUUGAUAUAGCCAAUAUUUUGGCAAUAUUUAAGUUAAAAGAGAAUGUAUCACGUUCUGGCAUGGAUAGUUUACUAGCAUUACUACGUAU